Messenger RNA from Hypomesus transpacificus, 3146 nucleotides. Its product is annotated as C-type lectin domain family 4 member M-like. The transcript is spliced from 6 exons. The record is from RefSeq and is a predicted model, not a curated record. Lineage: Eukaryota; Metazoa; Chordata; Actinopteri; Osmeriformes; Osmeridae. The coding region runs from base 557 to 1555 and encodes 332 amino acids.
UCGGGAUAAGAGUGUCUGCUAGAUGACUCUUUUAAUAAUACCUAUUUUAGCUUUUUGAACUCUAUUUCAUUGUGUACGUGUGUAUUUUUAAGUGUAUGUGUAAGAUCAAACGCACUGUGAAGCAAACAGAUCUGAAGAUAAACUAAUACUUCCACUUCCUUUUUUGGUGUUUUGAGCAACACAGUGUCCACAUCAACCAAGCAUCAUUGCAUUAUCUGAAUGUAAUCACUGCUUAUUACUUUCUUACUUAUUAUAGUCUUUCUAAUGACCAUUUCUGAUAAUGCCUCUGAUGCACGAACAUGCUUUUGAGCAAUGUGUGUAGAUUCAUUAGUGGUAGUAAAAUAGUUGAAAUUUAAUUUAAUCAUCCCAGAAAAAAAGGGAAGGCAUGUGUUGGAACAUUUGACUUGUGAGUUGAGAAAUCUCCAAAGGGAGUUUUUGGUGUUGACCACAAGAGAGAUGAAGACGAAAGAGGAGUUGUUCAGAUUGUAACCUUAUAGAACCCGGUAGUUAAACUAACAAAUCAGAAUAUUACUAGUUGGUUAAUUGAGCGUGAAUCAUGGAGAUGGGUGAAUAUGUAAAUGUACCUGAGGCGAAAAAAAAAAACUUGGACACUCGACCAUUACCAGGAAGUUGGGUCAUCACAGUAGUCGCUGUGAGCUUUGGGCUGCUGUGUGUCCUGCAAGUGUCCCUCAACAUCUCUCUACGCCUCAUCUAUUGGAGAAAUUGGACGGACAAGUCACAAAUUAACCAGACUGAGGAGAUACACCAAUUACAAAUCAGUUAUGAUAAACUGUCCAAUGAAAAAGGCCAGUUACAAAUCAGUUAUGACAAGCUGUCCGAUGGAAAAGGCCAGUUACAAAACAGUUAUGACAGGCUGGCCAAUGAAAAAGGCCGGUUACAAAACAGUUAUGAUAGGCUGGCCAAUGAAAAAGGCCAGUUACAAAACAGUUAUGACAGGCUGGUCAAUGAAAAAGGCCAGUUACAAAACAGUUAUGACAGGCUGGUCAAUGAAAAAGGCCAGUUACAAAACAGUUAUGACAGGCUGGUCAAUGAAAAACGUCAGUUACAAAUUGGUUAUGACAGGCUGGUCAAUGAAAUACGUCAGUUACAAAUUGGUAAUGACAAGCUGUCCGAUCAAAAAAGACAAUUAAAUUCCAGGAUAGGGGCAUAUAGGCUAUGUGACAACGGAUGGACAAGGCUGGACUCCAGCUGUUAUUACAUCUCAACUGAGCAGAAGACCUGGGAGGAGAGCCGUCAGGACUGCACACGAAGAGGAGCACGCUUGGUGAUCAUAAACAGUGUACGGGAACAGAUAAGUCUGACGGAACUGAAACUACGAGUCUGGAUUGGUCUAUCUGAGAUCUCAAAUGGAAUAUGGCAAUGGGUGGAUGGUUCCACAGUGAGCAUAGGGUACUGGACCGUGGGAGAGCCUAACAACUUUGAGGGAAAUCCAGAAGGUUGUGUUGAAAUUCGACCACUGAGGGAUGAUAAUAAUAUAAUGAAUUGGAAUGAUGAACCAUGUCACUUCCAAAGAAACUGGGUUUGUGAGAUUUAGAACUUGUGCACAUUUAAAAAUAAAAAAAAUCAGUGUGUUGUAGCUGGAUUAAAAGUAAUGUAUUGGCCUGUAGCCCGUACAGGCAAAUGUCUGCUAAAAGACUAAUUUCCUUCAAAGAAAGACAACCGAAGAAAACAUUUUUAUUUUUUUAUUUGUAUCCCUUCAAACGUAUGUCAGCUAUGACGGCAGGAACCAUGUUUGGGUAUCUGGUAAGAUGGUAGCUUCCUGUUUCAAGUAGACUGUAGAGUAUGUUUCUGUGGUAGAGUAAUUAUAGGACAGACUGAGUUUAGUUGUAUCUGACAUGGCUGCUUUAAACCUUAUAUUCACUGUUUAACUAUUAAACCAGGGUACAAUAUUAGUUACUAUAUUGCUUUCUAUGUCCUCUAUCAUGGAAAUAAAUGACUGCUAAUGUACUGUACCUGGAAUGUGCUGCUCUCCUCUAUCCCCCUUCCUAACCAGGAACUAACAAGAUCUUUGAUGUACAACAUUUUUUGCAUAGCACAGUGCAGCAAUAACAAUGUAAUAUUGCUGUUGAGAUGUUAUUGUUGAACUGUGUAUGAGCUACUAUUAUUGUUCACCAUACCUGGCAUCUAAGAUGUGGUUACUUUGUACUGUGCCUGGUAAUUACUGACCUUUCCUGGACUUGGUCCACCCAAACACUGUUAGAACCUACAGUAUGGGAAGGGGGGAACUGAUAGCAGGAAGUAACUGUGUGUUUGACAUCUGAUAAGUAAAGCCUUAUUUAUACUUAUGUCGCCGAUACUUUUGAAAUGGUCGCCGACGAAAAAAAAAAGUGUCGCUCAGGCUGCUGCAUUUAGGCCUAUACUUCGGCAAACACAUAGCUAUGGUUACAUUGUUUACGCUUUGUAGCCUCGGUGAUCGAUCGGUGAAAAUGGCUCUAGCUAAUUUUGAGAGGCAUUAUAAAGGUGUGGAUAUGUUCUAAUUUGCUCUGCCAAUCUCUCCUUUAUUCCUUCCAUCUUAAACAGAUGUUGAGCGUUCACCGAAAAUUCAAAACAAUGCAGUCAACGACGCCUGCCGUCUAUCUAGCCAAUCACACUUGCGCGACACUAUGUGACGACAUCAGCGCCAGUAGAAAGGUAGGCAACACUUUCAAGCGAAGGUUUAAAGUGUCGACCGUGACGCCAUUUCUGUCGGCAACCUUUUCAAAAGUGUCUGCGACCUAAGUAUAAAUUGGGCUUAAACCACACAAUUAUAACAAUAGGCCUUUGGGAGUGGUAGGAUCUAGAUUUGACAAACCACAGUAGGAAGUUGCUGCCAUACAGAAAUGUAAGUUUGCAAAACAUCCCUCAAACCAACAAGGUCACUGCUAGUCAGAUGAAUCCAAUAAUAUCAGCGAGUAUCAUGGAGAUGGAUCAGUGUGUAAAUAUACCUGAGGGGAACAAGAAGAAUCCAGAUACAGGACCAUCACCAGGUGAGCCCAACACAUCUUCAACACCUCACUGAUCCAGGCUGUGGUACCAUCAUGUUUUAAGACUGCUACAAUUAUACCAGUGCCAAAAAAAACUAAAAUCUCCUCACUCAAGUGGUGGGCCUUAUUCAUGAUGACAACGACAUGGCCUACAGAGAGAAG